Molecule: messenger RNA, 839 nt
Organism: Anolis carolinensis (green anole)
Lineage: Eukaryota; Metazoa; Chordata; Lepidosauria; Squamata; Anolidae
Product: zinc finger protein 124
Exons: 3
Coding region: 303-554 (83 amino acids)
Biological process (GO): regulation of DNA-templated transcription
Source: RefSeq, a predicted model, not a curated record
CAGGUGGGACCCUAAGCGAAGAUGAGUCUUGAAACUGAGCUGGAAGACAAACAGACAGCAAAGAAUCACUUUAGUCAAUUGAAACACCAAGCCCAGUGCUAGUUUCAGUUGAACAUUCUCACAGCAGGGCUUGCGAGAUCAAGUCCUAAACCCUCACAUUGUACAUCUUCUUGGGCUGUUGAAUGCGCCUGUGUUCUUAGGGCCGUUUCCUCAUCGGUCUCUUUAUAGGACUGCAAUGGUCACCUCUGAGGCCUGUUUAUGUGACCAGCUUUCCACCCCUUGCUCUCUCUCCAGGGUCUGGAAUGAUGCUGUUGCCGAAUCCUCAGUCGUUUCUCCCCCUUUGCGAUGGAGUGGGAUUGAGUCAGGGCCCAAUUGCCUUUGAGGACGUUGCUGUGGAUUUCUCCCUGGAGGAGUGGGUUCUCCUGAAUCCGGACCAGAAAGCCUUGCACAAGCAGAUCAUGGAGGAGAUGAAUGGGAUUGUGGACUCUCUCGGUCCAAAGGGGACGGUGCGCAAAGAUACUCUGCACAAAAUAAAAUCCAACCCUACCGAUUAAAAUCCAACAAUGCAGCAAAGCUGAAGGCAUAACAGGCUGUGAACUGUGAACCUUUAUUUUUGGCGUCUUUCGCUGAAUUAAAUUAUUCUCAAUGUCUUGUAGAGAUAUGUGGUCAGCCUUAUAUAAAUUAAUGUAAUAAUGUUUUAAAGCCUGUUGAAUAUUGAUAUCAUCUAUUAAUAUUUUAUCCUCAUGUUGUAUCUUAACAGUAAGUCCCCUUCAGGGUAGAGAAAGGCGGGGUAGAAAUGUCAUAAAUAAAUAAAUACAUAAAUAAAGAAUUGACAAUUA